GCUCUGCUCUCUGGAGAGGCGCGUUCAGGAAUACGCCGCUGUCCUGGCAGCGCCGCUUCGGCUGAGUGUUCCCCUCUCGCUUGGGGCAGGCCGUGCCGCCAGAGCUGUCUUCCUCCGGUGUAAACAUGAUCAGUGUCGGUGUCGGCACGAGGACAGGCAUCCCGCGAGGACCCUGCUCGGCCUUCAGGUCGGAUGUCGAGAGAGACGAGAUCGUCCUGCGAAGGAGGCAGAAGCAGAUUGAUUAUGGGAAGAACACUGUGGGCUACCAGCUCUUCCUUCAGCAAGUCCCCAAGGCUGCUCGGCAGCCAGGAGUUCACCCUCAAACACCAAACAAAUACAAGAAAUAUAGUCGUCGCUCUUGGGACAUGCAGAUCAAGCUGUGGAGACGAGCUCUGCAUGCCUGGGAUCCCCCUAGCAAGUAUCCUGCUCAAGAUGAACAAAGACUUCUGGAAGACGCUUCCAUCUGUUGCCCUAGGCAGGGGCUGGCCACUCUCUUGGGAGCCACAGCAGCGUGCUCUGGUGACUUGCAGUCCGAAGAAGCCCUUUCAGGAGGUGCAGUGGAGGGACAGAGAGAGCUUCCUAGGAGGUCCUGACCCCAUAUCCUAGGAUCAGCCUUCCAGGCAACGCAGGCUUUGGCAGCCACCCUUCCUGACAGGCUCCCUGCAGCCAAGGCACCUGUCUGAACGCCAAACUGCAUCUCGGACAUCUACUGAGGACUCUACUUUGGAAAAGACUUCAGUUCUCCCUCCCAAGAGGCACUGUGCCAUUUGCUCACUGUUUCUGAGGACUUCCUGAGGAAUUGCACUGGCAGAGCUGAGCCAGGCCCAGGAAGCCUGUGUUUGCAGUUUCAGCCAAGCCUCUGCUGUCUCUCCUGUGCGCACAAGACAGUAAUGGACAGAGCCCCCCCGCUUCUUCAGCCUGGGUCUAACCUGGGACUCUUCAUCGGCAAGUUCCUGGAAACUGGAGACACCUCGGAGCCUUACAGACUGCAGUGCUGCUUCCCACUGUCCCCUGCUGGAUGCGGGCCCUGCCAAGAGCUGGAGUGCCUCCCCGCCUGCGCGGCGGGGGUACCAGCGCAGCCGCUCACAGC
Messenger RNA from Struthio camelus australis, 1090 nucleotides. NCBI's taxonomy places the organism in Eukaryota, Metazoa, Chordata, Aves, Struthioniformes, Struthionidae. The record is from RefSeq and is a predicted model, not a curated record.